Hemibagrus wyckioides is the source of this 660-nucleotide messenger RNA. It is a transcript of the gene inip, whose product is annotated as ints3 and nabp interacting protein. The coding region runs from base 164 to 469 and encodes 101 amino acids. Gene Ontology annotation, biological process: DNA repair. The transcript is spliced from 4 exons. NCBI's taxonomy places the organism in Eukaryota, Metazoa, Chordata, Actinopteri, Siluriformes, Bagridae. The record is from RefSeq and is a predicted model, not a curated record. Gene Ontology annotation, cellular component: SOSS complex; nucleus; nucleoplasm.
CUAGGUGGCAGUGCAGUAGUCAGCGCUCACAGAGAAAAGAUGAGGAAGGAAUCACCGAGCUGAAAACAAAGCAUGAUUCUGAUAUCUUUAAAUUAAUUUAUUCUCCUGAACAGGUUUAUAAAUUUAUUAAAAUCUGAAAUAUAAAAUUAAGGGAACUUUAACGAUGGCAUCAAACCCACCGGGACAAGGAUUUCCGAAUAAGAACAGAGUGGCGAUUUUAGCUGAACUGGACAAAGAGAAGAGACGACUGAUCCAGAGUCAGUCUAUGAACAAUCCCGGGGCCACGAUUCCGCUGUCCAGACCGCCGGUGAAGGAGUUCCGGGAUCACGCGGAGCAGCAGCACAUCGCCGCGCAGCAGAAAGCAGCUUUACAGCACGCACACGCACAUUCUUCAGGCUACUUCAUCACACAGGACUCCUCCUUCGGAAACCUGAUCCUCCCCGUGCUGCCACGACUGGACGCAGAGUGACCAUGAAAAAUAUCGGACAAGUGAGGCUUGUUAAAAAGACGUGCUUGUGAGCAGAAUUUCAUUUUGGGCUUUAAUGACCGUAUGAUUUUGUAUUUAAUAUAAACCAAAUAAAGGUGGACUCUAGCCAUUUCCAGUAACGUUAAUCUGUCUUUAAAAAAGUUUUGGACAGCUACAGAUCCUCCGGUCAUGUC